This is a messenger RNA of Exophiala spinifera, 906 nucleotides long. RefSeq lists its product as uncharacterized. The coding region runs from base 1 to 906 and encodes 301 amino acids. Gene Ontology annotation, molecular function: protein binding. The transcript has a single exon. The record is from RefSeq and is a predicted model, not a curated record. Lineage: Eukaryota; Fungi; Ascomycota; Eurotiomycetes; Chaetothyriales; Herpotrichiellaceae.
AUGUCCCAGUCCUUAAAUCACCUACCUCCCGAGGUGCUUCUGUGCAUCUUGUCUUUCCUUGAUGUCCCAGAUCUAUUGCAGCUCAGCCGUACUUGCCAUGUCUUACGCGACAUUGCUUGCGACCCCCUUUUGCACCUCGAGCGCAUACAUCAUGCCUCCCAUACACUGUCUGUUGCGCUUGCAAGAAGACCGCUCAAGUCGUCCAUUAGCCCGCCCAAUUCUUGGAUAUGGCUGAGCAAGACAAACGUUCUGUCGAGACAAAUCAGCAAAAGUCUGGUUCGCAUCCGGCUCAGUCACAAUCUCGAACACAGACCAAGUCCGCAUGAUUUGGUGGAGCGUUCCAUCCUGCCAUCUACGUGCACCACAUAUUCCUCCCUCGUGUCCCCAGCUCUGAUCCAGUCGCGGCAAGCUGUCGAGAGACGGCGGCUGAUGGACGGCCUGGGUAGGAAACUUGAGCGGCGGCCCAGUAUGAAUAGCCUGAUUUCCCUGAACAUCAUGCCUGAAGAGUGCGCCAGACGCAAUGUCUCGCCUGCGAUUGUGGCGACACGACGAAAGGUCAUACGGGAGGGGUUAAAGGAUGGUCUCCGAGCCUGGCUUGAGGGUCGAGGUCUACAAGCACAAAAGCGCAAAGCGGAUGAGCUGGAGGCAGCCGAGGGAAACACGGUCAAGACUCUGGUGAGGCGGUUUGCGGCACGAAAGCUGGCCCUCGAGAGAGCAGAGAAGAUCGAUCCUGUAAGUCUAGAGAAGAGAAGGGCACAGGCGCGAUGGGGAAGGGAGGCGGAAAUCGCCAGAGAGGCCGAGGCGAAGAGGGAGAUGGCGGACAGUGGGUGCACGCAUCCCACCCGGGCACACGUCCUGGGCUUGAAGAAAUUCUGGGAAGGUGUUAUUCGAGCUGCAGCCGGAUGA